Molecule: messenger RNA, 1610 nt
Organism: Meriones unguiculatus (Mongolian gerbil)
Lineage: Eukaryota; Metazoa; Chordata; Mammalia; Rodentia; Muridae
Gene: Fgf19
Product: fibroblast growth factor 19
Exons: 3
Coding region: 1-657 (218 amino acids)
Biological process (GO): positive regulation of protein phosphorylation; positive regulation of cell population proliferation; fibroblast growth factor receptor signaling pathway
Cellular component (GO): extracellular region; cytoplasm
Molecular function (GO): growth factor activity; fibroblast growth factor receptor binding
Source: RefSeq, a predicted model, not a curated record
AUGUGGAGAGCGCGGAAAGGACGUGCAGCGGCCCGAGCCCUGGUCCUGGCCGCUCUGUGGCUGACCGUGACUGGGCGCCCCCUGGCCCGGCGAUCCCUGGCCCUGUCCGACGAUGAGGGGCCGCUCGUUCUCUACGGCUGGGGCAAGGUCACCCGCCUGCAGCACCUGUAUGCCGCCGGUCCCCACAUCUCCAACUGCUUCCUGUAUAUCCGGAGUGACGGCUCCGUGGGCUGCGAGGAUGACCACAAUAAACGGAGUUUGCUGGAGUUCCGCGCGGUCGCUCUGAAGACGAUUGCCAUCAAGGACGUCGAGAGCGUGCAGUACCUCUGCAUGGGCCCGGACGGCAAGAUCCGGGGGCAGACUCAUUACUCGGAGGAGGACUGUAGCUUCAGGGAGGAACUGGACUGUUUAGGCUUCAACCAGUACGAAUCCCCGAAGCACCACCUCCACAUAAUCCUCAUCAGGGCCAAGGCCAAGCAACAGCUCCGGGACCAGAAGCCCUCCAACUUUCUCCCUGUGUUCCCGCGCUCCUUCCUGGAAGCCAAGGAGCAGCUGGAGUCGGAGGUGCUCCCUCGGUCCAUGGAGAGCGACAGCAUGGAUCCAUUUGGGAUGGUGGAGGAUGGAGAAGUGGUGAAGAGUCCCAGCUUCCAGAAGUAAUGGGGUUCUGGCAGGAUGGAGAGAACCCCAAAAUCCUAGCAACUUCCCCUUAGGAGCUUGUACAUAUUCUAAGUCUCCCGUGGACCAUGUGUGCUUUUAGUGGCUAGACUUGAUCAUGAACCUAAGUUGACUGCCUGCCUGGUUGCCGUCCAAGCCCCAUUGACUUCGGAGGCUGCAGACAUGGGGCUCGGUUGCUCCAGUUCUGUUUGAAUGCCUCCACUAAUGGGGACUCACUCCUGUGAAGCAUUCUUUAAUUUUGAGCCAAAUCUGUGAGACUGGGCAGUUUUGAUGAGGCAGCUGGCAGAUGUGAAGUCAAAUGACAAAAUUCUCGUACAGGAGAUAGGCUCUGAAGUAAUAUGUUGACUGUCAGGACCUCACGGGGUCUCAACUUGUCCCCCAAGUGCCUCCUGGGCAGAACUGAUGGGGCCACAAAUUUGGGGAAAAAAAGCAGCCCAGAAAACCUUGGGGGCUUUACAGGAUGGUUUGGGGAUUAAAAGUUCCAGCUGACCCCUUAGCUUCCCCUUCUCCCUGCUUGGAAGUGACCCUCAGGAGUGGCCUCCAGCCUGGUGGAUAGUCACUUCCCCUUGUGCCCCAGCAGCUUAUCUUGGUCAUGUGACCCCAGAAUCUGGAUCUGCCCGUUCUACCCCCUUUCCAGAGCAAGUAGCAGGUAGCUCCUUAGCCAUCCCAGCUCCUGGCUCCUGCCCCUGACCACUAACCAUUGCGUAGACCAGUGUCAACUGCCUGUGUCCAACUGCACCCCUCAUUGGCAAACAAGCAACAAGAUUAGGAAGCCCCCAAACUUGCAGUGACAGCAGGGGAGAUGAGUCCUCUCCCCAGCACUUACUUGGCAGUGUGGUAUUUAUAAGUAAUUUAUUUUGUAUACAUCUCUUAUUUUCUUACUUUAUUUAUGCCCCAGGUCGUAUUUAUGUACAUGGUGUGUUUUCUACAUUAAA